AUGGCUCCUUACGCAGAGAUUGUGUACCAACUGAUGCAUGAGACACCUCUGCAGCUGCAAGCACUGCUACUGCUCUUUUUCAUACUACUACUGCACCUGGCCACCAUAACCAGCAGCAGAAACAAAGCAAAGCGUCUGCCUCCUUCCCCUCCGGGGCUCCCUGUCAUAGGCCAUCUCCACCUCGUCGGUGACCUCCCUCAUGUCUCCCUCUGCAACCUCUCUAGGACGCACGCCCCCGACGGCCUCAUGCUCCUCCGCCUCGGCGCCGUCCCGAACCUCGUGGUGUCAUCCCCGCGCGCCGCCGAGGCGAUCAUGCGGACGCACGACCACCUCUUCGCGUCCCGCCCGCCGUCCAAUAUCGCAGCGUUGCUGCUGUACGGGCCAUCGUCGGGCAUCGGUUUUUCCCCCUACGGCGAGAACUGGCGGCAGGCGAGGAAGCUCGUCACCACCCACCUCUUCAGCGUUAAAAAGGUCCAGUCGUACCGCGUCGCCCGUCUACACGAGGUGAAACAGGUGAUGGCAAGGAUAAGCGAGGCGGCGGCGUCCAACGCGGCCGUCGACCUGGGCGAGACGAUGAACGCGUACGCCAACGACAUGGUGUGCCGCGCCGUGUCGGGCAAGUUCUUCAGGGCGGAAGGCCGGAACAAGUUGUUCAGAGAGCUGGUCGAGGCAAACACGGCUCUCCUCGGAGGGUUUAACCUCGAGGACUACUUCCCAAGGCUAGCCAUUCUCAAUAGGUUCGUCUCCAACAAGGCCGAGCAGGCCCACAGGAGAUGGGACGAGUUGCUGGAGACCAUAAUCAGCGAUCACGAGAAGAACUCGAUGCACCAAGAGAACGGGACCGGUGAGCAAGAAGAGACCGACUUUACCGACGUGUUGCUGUCGGUUCAGCAAGAGUUCCAAGGUAUCACCAGAGACCACAUCAAGGCCAUCCUAAUGGACAUUUUUGCCGCGGGCACGGAAACAUCGGCUUUGGUCUUAGAAUCCGCCAUGGCCGAGCUCAUACGCAAUCCUCAACUCAUGAUCAAGCUGCAAUCGGAGGUAAGAAACAACACUCCCAGGGGACAAGAACUCGUCGAGGAAGAGAACCUUUCCGGCAUGAACUAUUUGAAGGCCGUGGUGAAGGAGACACUCAGGCUGUACCCACCGGUGCCACUCCUUCUCCCUCACCUGGCCAUGACUGACUGCGAGGUUGACGGCUACACAAUCCCUGCUGGAACACGAGCCAUCAUCAACUCGUGGGCUCUCGGCAGAUACCCUGGCUCCUGGGAGAAACCAGAGGAGUUCGUGCCAGAGAGGUUCCUCGAGGGUGGUGCCACAGCAGCGGUGGACCUGAGGGGAAAGGACUUCCAGUUCGUGCCGUUUGGGGCUGGCCGGAGGAUCUGUCCUGGACUCAACUUCGGGUUGGCUACAGUCGAGAUCAUGCUGGCGAACCUGGCGUACUUCUUCGACUGGGAGCUUCCGGCUGGUGUGAAGAAGGAGGACGUCGAUAUGGCAGAGGUGUUUGGCCUCACGGUUCGUAGGAAGGAGAAGCUCAUGCUUGUCCCCAGAACCCAUACAGCCGUGUGAUCGGUGUAUAGUGUGCAUGUGCCGUAGUUCAUGCUUGCGUGUGUGCUCAUGUUCACAUUUGCAUACAUACACGAUG
This is a messenger RNA of Lolium rigidum, 1645 nucleotides long. RefSeq names its product indole-2-monooxygenase-like. The transcript is spliced from 3 exons. The coding region runs from base 1 to 1569 and encodes 522 amino acids. Lineage: Eukaryota; Viridiplantae; Streptophyta; Magnoliopsida; Poales; Poaceae. The record is from RefSeq and is a predicted model, not a curated record. Gene Ontology annotation, molecular function: iron ion binding; monooxygenase activity; oxidoreductase activity, acting on paired donors, with incorporation or reduction of molecular oxygen.